GCUCUCAAGGCAGUUAGAGGAGGACACUGGAAGCAGCACAUACUCUGAUCUCAAGAAACCUGGAAGCAGAACAUACUAUACCUUGCUGUAGGAGGCUUUAAAGUGUACACUCAAAAGACAACCAUGGCUGAUAGCAAAGAGCUUGUUCCCUGUGACACUACAAUUACUCCAGAGUUUAUCAAGGAGCUUCUCCCAUCUGCUGAACGUACAGCUCUGCUCUAUCAUCUCUCUUACCUGUGUCUGGGUAAAUUCCCAAAGCUGGAGCGACUCCUCAGACAGCGAGCUGUAGAAACUCAACUUCUCUUUGGAUCUUCUGAGGCUCUUCUGCUCAAGUGUGUGGGUGUGAGCUCCAACCUGGUUACCUCACUGUUUCCCAUGCUGAUGCGGGCUAUUGAAAAGGACAAACCUUUGUUGGCCGUGAAGUACCUGGAAAAAGCACGAUCGUGGAUCAAUGACAUCGUUAGGGCGGUGGGUGAGAUGGUGACAAGGUAUGAUCAACACAACUAUAAUGUGGCUUCAAGCACCAGCGAUGUGAUUACUGAAAAGAUAGAAACAGAAACAAAACUAAAACAAACGUCUGCAGAGAUCGAGGUUUAUGAAAAAAGUAUGGCUGAACUCAUGGAGAAGCUUAAUCAAAACAUCAAGUCUAUAGAGGGAAUAGACAGAAAGAUAGCUGAAAAAAACACUGAGAUGCAGGAGUACACCAAAGAGGCUUCGAAAAAAAGACAAGGUUUUGGUAUCAUGGCCAGUAUUGUGCCAUUUAUUGGACCUGUUAUUAAAUCCAUUCAUGAUGCUGUGAAUGAACCUGGUGUUGCGGCUAAAACCCAAGGGCUCACCAAUGAAUUGGCCCAACUGAUGUCUGAAAAGAACAGUCUGAGGAACCAAGAGUGGGGCAUCUAUAUCAGACAGACUGACCUGGAGCUGAAGUUGGCCAGUUGCAAAAUAAAUAUGGGUGCAAUCCCCAGUCCUGUCCACCUGGGGGAAGUCCAGAAGUCCCUUUCCCGAAUCCAGAAAAUUUUGAUCCAGCUUAGAGUUUUCUGGGAGAAAGUGGGUACUUUGCUGGAAUUGCUAAAAGAAAAGACCUUUGUUGGGAAAGACCUCAUUGAUGACCCGGACAUGAAGGACGAUUUUCUAAAAUCUAUUGAAAUGGCAGGAAAGUGUUGGACAUCAUUUGGUGCAUCCUGUGAAAGAGCACGGGGUGUGUUCAGCGUGCAGGAUGGGUAUAAUUUCCUGGAGAUCAAUCUGUCUACACUCUCAGAAGCUGAAUGGAGCGAGCAGUAUGAGCGUACCAUGGAGAAGCUGAAGAAGAUCAGGCCUGAAAAUCCAAGUGUCCUGGAAACAAACACGGCUGCCAUCAAUCCCUAAAACACAGUGUACUGAUGCUUAAUUUCAUACCUUUUUGAGCUGGUUUGCACCAGCAUGUGUUCAGUUCUACAAAAGAUCAUUUAGCAGCUAAGAUGUUGGUGAUAUUAUUUCUAUUUCUCAAUUAAAUCUUUGAUUAAAUUGCUUCCCUGCUGGAAAAUCCAGCUAAAGCUGGUAGCUGUGUUUUGGAACAUGGUGGCUAGUUCAAGUUGGUCCUUAUCUGGCUGACCAGCAACCAUGUUCCCAAAACCAGCAUGACCACCUUGAGCUAGUAUAACAUGCUGGUAGCUGGUCUCCCAGCUCAUGACCAGCUAGAAACCAGCUACCAUGUUCCAAAACACAUCUACCAAUUUAAACGGGAUUUUCCUGCAGGGUUUGCAUUUCACUAUGAUAUAUAUAUAUAUUGUAAGCUUUUGUGAGUGUGCUGCAUGAAUCAGAAUCAUUUAUUAUUCACAUUAUUUAGCCUGGCUACAUAAUAGCCAAAUCACACAAUCAAAAUUAAUGUCUAUCAUUUUCACUAUACAUGGAAUAACAUUGAAGAAAGAAAAAAAAAAGUGUAAUUUUUUUGCCAUUUGCUGAUGUAUAGAAAAUAAAAAUAUACAAGGUAUCAACCGAAUUAAAACACUUACAGUGUCUAGGUUUGGCUGGUCAGCAUGGUUCAUUUAAUCCAGAGACUAUUAAGCAAAAAUGGGCGACUUGUAUUAAAAUGAAUGGGAAGAAUUGAAUUGGAUCACUCAACCAAGGAGCUCCGAACGCCCAUUGUUCAACGGAAGAACGGAAGUUCCGCCUUAUGGUUAAAAGAGCCAAUCACCUUUCAGAUACAGACAUUGCCUGUCAAUCAACUCGAGAACGAGUUUUUUUUUUUUUUUUGCGUAAUAUGAGGUAAAGACGCACGAUGUAUGAUACCAGUGCUGUCAGAUAUUUACUGCUGAUUUGAAAUAUGUUCUUUAAUCGUAAUCUUUUAUGAGAUUUCGGUCUUUCCCAAUUCAAGUAGAUAGAAGCUGCAAUUUUCCCGGCUUGUAUAGCAAAUGCGCAUGCGCGUUGUAGAGUUGAUUGACGUGGGAUGUUAGUAUCUGAAAGGUGAUUGGCUCUUUUACCUGUAAGGCGGGUCUUCCUUUCUUUAUCCGUUGGGUGUUCCAAUGUCCGUCUCUGCUAAAUGAUUUCUGAAAUAGCUCCUCAAGACUGUUACAAAAAUGGCCGACAGUGGACUGACUUGCUAGACAGACUUUGGUUUAUCACAACAGGACAUAUGGCAUCUUUUCAAAGAAAUUAUAAUUUUCUUUAUAUUGUGAUUUUUUUUUUUUUGGGUGUAAUUGUAACCUUACACGUAUAACCAUUACUAAAAUACUUUAUACCAUUAAUAAAAAUUGC
Messenger RNA from Xyrauchen texanus (razorback sucker), 2733 nucleotides. RefSeq lists its product as uncharacterized. The transcript is spliced from 8 exons. The coding region runs from base 124 to 1365 and encodes 413 amino acids. Lineage: Eukaryota; Metazoa; Chordata; Actinopteri; Cypriniformes; Catostomidae. The record is from RefSeq and is a predicted model, not a curated record.